AUGGCAUCCCUCAUCCAGAUGGAAGAGACUGCGCACGCACAGGAUCUGCGGCCCAACGAUGAGUGCUGGGCUUUGGCCCUGUCUGCCUGGAAGCUCUCUCCUGCGAUGCGCCAGGCCUGGUCCCUGGGGCCGUUCUUGGAGCCACCGGGCGCUGUUCGUGCGGCGGUGCCAGCCGGGGACGACCAGAUUUGUCCAGCCGGUAGCCCCUGGAGCUUCGCUGCGGCGAACUGCUCGUCCUUGGGAUCGCGGCAGUCCUGGAAGCUGUGGCCCGUCUUGCUCGAUGUGCCUCGCUACAUCCACGACCUGCGAGGAUGCGGCCGCGUGCGGCGUGAUCUUUGGGGUCCGACUGGCGAGCUGACUCGACGCCUGGUCUGUGCCUUUCCCGCCAGGCGCCUGGUGUACCUGUGCUUGCCCACCGCGUCCUGUUCUCCCCCGGAAGUCGCUGCGGGUCCGGUUGUGCUGUGGAUGGCGUGGAUCUUCGGAGCACGGCAGGCGCUAGAAAACUUGCCGUCUCCGCGUCUUCUCCACGCCAAUGCCUCCUUCGAGCGACGUCUGCCGCGGAAUCUGCCGCGGGACGCCUGGAUUCACGUGCGCGUGCAGGGUCGCCUCGGGAACCUACUGCUGGACCUGGCCAAUGCCAUGGCAGUUGCUGUGCAGACGAACGCCCAAGGGGUGGUCUUGAGCCGCGGGCACCACCUCUUCUCCCGACCGGGAGAGGUUCUCCCUGGUCUCUUGGGCGAGCUGCUGGAGGUGCCCCUGCCCGUCCCGGAGUCCAUCCGCCGUGAUGCGAAUGUGGUAGCAUCCCUUCGGAAGCUGCAGAGAACAGCUCAAGGCACGGGCGCGCCCAGCCAAACGGCUGGCGUCUCCGCCGCCACGGUAUGGUCCCGAAGCUCUUUGGGAACUGGGGAGGGCAGCUUCCUCAGCUCCAAGCUUACGUUGCCUCUUCGCCGGAGGUUUCUCCAGACGGUUCUCUGGCCUUUGCUGAAUCGGACUGCAUGUCCCCCUUUACCCACGCCGGCGCCGCGGCUCACGGUGCACCUCAGGGGUGGUGACACCAUCCCAGCCCUUUCGCCGGACCAUGCUCAACCUCCCUGUGCAAUCUACGACCACAUCAUGAACUCUGGACGUUUCCAAGAGCUCGAGAUUGUGGCCGAAGACGACCGGAAUCCUUGCUUGGCACACCUUCGGACUAACUAUGCGAAGAUGCUCACACGCGCUUGGGUUGGAGGCUCCUUCGAGGAGGCGGUUUGCCGCCUGCUCUCUGCACGGAACCUGGUUUUUGCCACCAGCUCGCUCACAGGAAACUUGGCCCUCGUCGGCCACGCGGAGAAUGUCUUCGUUCCAUUGCCCACGCCCAUGAUUUCACCAGGCACCACGUCAUUUGGCUUUGCUUUCGAUGCAUACCUCGGCCAGCUCUGCUCAACGUUUUCCUCGGUCACGGGCUUCCUUCCCAACAUGGAGUAUUUCGUGAACGACUCCGUUCCACUCCACGAGCUUGGAACCGGUUCCGGCAGUCUGCAUGUGACGCAAGGAGUGCCAGCAGAGCGAACGAGAGAUUAUCCUCUGGAAAACAUUGAGAUCUACCAGUGCUGA
Symbiodinium sp. CCMP2592 is the source of this 1593-nucleotide messenger RNA. The record is from the annotation of a GenBank genome assembly. Lineage: Eukaryota; Dinophyceae; Suessiales; Symbiodiniaceae.